AUGCCCAAAGCGCGUUUCUUGGACCUCGUCCUCCUGGAGGCGAGCAUUUUUGGUGUAAAUCAAGGCUACACUGGAAAGUACAUCGGUCCACGCUCAGCCUGGACACUGGGCAUCCUUAAUCUUUGCUACAGCCUUACGUUAUCGUAUUUAGUGAUAACUGGGAAGAAUUCCACCGACCUGUGUGCCAAUGCUAUACUUUCCAUACUCUUCUGCCUUUUACUCGCACAAUUCACCAAAAUUGGCUCUACGUACACAGUUUCAAUUCAAAGUGAGUUGCAAUUAGUUGAUCCUUACAAAUCACUCAUUUCCUCUUCCAGAGUGGAAAGAAUCACGCAGUAUUGCGUUAAAGGAUACAAAAUUCAGGUGGAAGCUGAUCGAUUUGUUGCGGCGAUAGACGAAAUCGAUCCACUGGAUUUUGAGAAAGACGAAUCUUUCACGGAGUUCCAGAUUUUUCGGAGACAGGUCAGGCUCAGGAUGCUACGUUUCGACUGCCAUCGUUUCCUGAAGUUAGACGCGAAUCUGAUUAUUCGGAAACUGAAGUACGUCAUCGCAGUGGUUUUGAUACUCGUUCAAUUCACGAAUCCCGUUGAAAAUCGAGUAUCAUCGGAAACAGCCAACGCAACCGAGGCGGUCAAUCUCACUCUUAAAAUCCUCGAUCACAUUUAGGUAACGUAUCGUGUGCGUGAUAAAAUUUUGAUCACCCUUUCUUCUCGCCUCUAUAAAUUACUGGACGAUGAUAGCCGUCGAAAGUGUAAAGUUGAAUGAAUUUUUUUACAACUCUGGUGUUUCAUUAAAGAAAAAGAAAAAUUCGUGUAUAUCGCGAGGAAGCAAGCUACCGGUGACUCACUCGCUGUAUUUAUAUGUCACCGAACCUCGUGAAUCACUUGCUC
Neodiprion virginianus is the source of this 890-nucleotide messenger RNA. RefSeq lists its product as uncharacterized. The coding region runs from base 1 to 666 and encodes 221 amino acids. The transcript is spliced from 4 exons. Lineage: Eukaryota; Metazoa; Arthropoda; Insecta; Hymenoptera; Diprionidae. The record is from RefSeq and is a predicted model, not a curated record.